Molecule: messenger RNA, 690 nt
Organism: Melampsora larici-populina 98AG31
Lineage: Eukaryota; Fungi; Basidiomycota; Pucciniomycetes; Pucciniales; Melampsoraceae
Exons: 2
Coding region: 1-690 (229 amino acids)
Source: RefSeq, a predicted model, not a curated record
AUGUCAGCCCCAAAUGAAACCCCUAACGUACCUCGUAAACCAACUGUCAAUGAAGUGAUGCGCACAAUGCGUUUUAAGAAGAAAGUUCCUGCUCAGCCCGCUCCACCACCGCUACCCCCAUCCCCCGGUCCUCCACCAGGUAGCGUUCCUUCGCCUCCUCGACUAGUACACUUUGCAGAUGGAUCAGGAUGGAGAUGGUCCGGCCCUUCACACAAUCCAACCAAUAGAGUGAUCCACCCAUUACCUUCUCGUCCCCAAAAUACUCAAAACUCUUGGUUGCCAGGACCUUUCGACUUUACUGCUCCUUCACAAAUGCCUAACAUCAACACGUCCGCAAACAAUCCUCAUUCACAAGCACAAGGUUCCAACUCGACCCCUAGAUUUCCUCCACGACCUCCUCGUCAAUCAAACAACGCCUCAGGAUCAAUGCCACAAAGCAAUGCUUCGGUCCCUACCACUGCAGUUCCUAGAUCACGGAGAAAUGCUUUGGUACCCCCAUCCGCUUCCACCUCCCAAGAAGGAAAACCCAAGGCCUCGACUGACCAGCCCGUUCAAGGCUCCUCAAGUGGAAAACGUCGCCGCCGAACUGACCCCACCAGUGACGACGAGGAUUCAAACAAGCGAACAUCAAAGCGUCGUGUCAAUAAAGAAAUCAAAAGCAUGGCCAAGAAUUAUAGAUUAAAUGAAUGA